Molecule: messenger RNA, 795 nt
Organism: Aspergillus nidulans FGSC A4
Lineage: Eukaryota; Fungi; Ascomycota; Eurotiomycetes; Eurotiales; Aspergillaceae
Product: protein plyD
Exons: 3
Coding region: 1-795 (264 amino acids)
Cellular component (GO): extracellular region
Molecular function (GO): pectate lyase activity
Source: RefSeq, a predicted model, not a curated record
AUGUUUUUUAAGCAGCUUGCCGUCCUCUCUUUUGCCACCAGCGCGCUGGCCGCGCAUGGCGUCCGCAAUCCCGGCACCAACAGCCUCAACUUCAACCGCAUCGACAAGCGCUUCACCUUCCCGAUCCCCGAGUCGCAGGGCAGCCAGACCUUUGAGGCGACCUACACGAUCUCUGGCAACGAGACCUUUGACGGCGGCAUGAAGACCUAUGGUCGGGGUGUCGACUGCUCCGGCCAGGCCGAGGGAGGCGACUCGGAUGCCGUGUUCAUAGUGAAGGACGGUGGCACUCUUAAAAACGCCAUCAUCGGUGCUGAUCAGAUUGAGGGUGUCCACUGCGAGGGAUCCUGCACGAUCGAGAAUGUCUGGUGGGAGGCCGUCUGCGAGGACGCUCUGUCUCUCAAGACCGGUGAUGGCCCUUUCACCGUCAUCGGCGGUGGUGCGCAGAACGCCGACGACAAGGUCAUCCAGCACAACGGCGGCGGCACGGUCAGCAUCUCCGGCUUCACGGCCUACAACUUCGGCAAGCUGUACCGGUCGUGCGGCAACUGCGACGAGAUGUACGAGCGCCAUGUUACGCUGGAGUCGGUCACUGCUGUGUCUGGCUCUGCGUCGCUGGUUGGUAUCAACAGCAACUACGGCGACACUGCGACCAUCAAGAGCGACACUUGCGUGACCGACGUGGACACUGUCUGCACGGAGUACGAGGGCACUGACAACAACGACGAGGAGCCCCAGGAGAUCAGCACCGGCCCCAGCAACGCUUGCCAGUACACCGACCCCCUUCCUUCGUGCUAA